Molecule: messenger RNA, 4010 nt
Organism: Archocentrus centrarchus (flier cichlid)
Lineage: Eukaryota; Metazoa; Chordata; Actinopteri; Cichliformes; Cichlidae
Product: thyrotropin-releasing hormone-degrading ectoenzyme
Exons: 20
Coding region: 1-3045 (1014 amino acids)
Biological process (GO): proteolysis; peptide catabolic process
Cellular component (GO): cytoplasm; membrane
Molecular function (GO): zinc ion binding; metalloaminopeptidase activity; peptide binding
Source: RefSeq, a predicted model, not a curated record
AUGGGACUAAACGACAGCAGCCCGGGAGCCAUGCGGAACGGCCGUGGCCUCUCAGAUCAGUGGGCUGAAUCAGUGGUGGUCCGGCCUCGAACCACUGAGCGCCACAUAACGGUGCACAAGCGCCUGGUGCUGGGCUUUGCCCUCUCCAUACUUACCCUCAUUAUCGUAACAGCAGUGGCAGUGGUGCUCAGUGUCCGAUUUGAGGACUGUGGUGGACGAGACCGCGAUGGAACGACUGGGGAGUCGAGUUCCCGAGGCCCCGGAGGGUCUGCAAAGCUAAAUGGGAGCAGAGGGGAAAGGACGGGGGAGAGAGGGGACGAUGAGGUGGUCCAGCCAUGGAGAAACUCGCGACUACCGGGCUCGGUGAGGCCUCGGCACUACGACCUGCGGCUGGCCGUCUACAUGGACAACUUCACCUUCUCCGGAGAAGUCAGCAUUGAGCUGGAGUGCAUCAAUGCCACCCGCUUCAUUGUGCUGCAUGCUGAUCGCUUAGAGGUGGAGCGGGUGACAGUUACCGCUGAGGGCGGUGCUGGAGGUCGACCUUCUAACAGGCCUGGGGGUGGAGUCAUGCGCAUCCACCGGCAUUUCCCCUUCCCAGCCAAUCAGAUGUAUGUCGUGGCACUGCACCGUGAGAUGAAGCCGAUGAGGGUUUACCGGUUGAACGUGAGCUUUGAUGCUGCCAUCGAGGAUGAGCUGCUGGGGUUCUUCAGGAGCUCGUACACCAUGCAGAGAGAGAGACGCUACCUGGCAGUGACUCAGUUCAGUCCGAUCCAUGCCCGGAAGGCCUUCCCCUGCUUCGACGAGCCUGUCUACAAGGCCACGUUCUCCCUCACCCUCCGCCACGACCCCCAGUACACCUCGCUGUCCAACAUGCCGGUGGAGAGCAGCUCGCUGUCGGACGAGGAUGGCUGGGUGACCAAUCACUUCGCCCGGACUCCCCGCAUGUCUACGUACUACUUGGCCUGGGCUGUUUGCAACUUCACCUACAGAGAGACGCAGACGGACAGCGGUGUAACGAUCCGUCUCUAUGCCCGGCCAGAUGCCAUUUUGAGCGGAGCAGGGGACUACGCCCUCCACAUCACCAAGAGGCUCCUCGGAUUUUAUCAGGACUACUUCAAAGUCCAGUACUCUCUGCCCAAACUAGACUUGUUGGCCGUGCCCAAACACCCCUAUGCCGCCAUGGAGAACUGGGGGCUGAGCGUCUUCGUGGAGCAGAAGAUCCUGUUGGACGCAGAGGUGUCGUCAUCAUCCUAUCAGAUGGAACUCACCAUGGUGGUUGUCCACGAGAUCUGUCACCAGUGGUUUGGCGAUCUGGUGACUCCGGUCUGGUGGGAGGAUGUUUGGUUAAAAGAAGGUUUUGCUCACUUCUUCGAGUACGUCGGCACCGACUUUCUCUUCCCAAAGUGGAACAUGGAGAAGCAGCGUUUCUUGACUGACGUCCUUCAUGAGGUGAUGCUAUUGGAUGGCUUGAGUUCCUCCCAUCCCAUCUCUCAGGAAGUGGAACAGGCGACGGACAUUGACCGAGUCUUUGACUGGAUUGCCUACAAAAAAGGGGCGGCACUGAUCCGGAUGCUGGCUAACGUGAUGGGGCAGCCGCUGUUCCAGAAAGGACUCAAUGAUUAUCUGCUGAGUCACAUGUACAGCAAUGCAGCCAGAGAUGACCUGUGGAGGAAACUGACUCAGGCCAUGCACUCAGAGGGCCGGGACAUUGAUAUCGGAGAGAUGAUGGACAGGUGGACUCUACAAAUGGGCUACCCUGUUGUCACCAUCAGUAAGAACCAAUCAGAGCAACUGCCUACAUAUUACAUCACAGUCAGCCAGGAGCACUUCCUGUAUGGAGAGGAAGUCAGAAAAAACAACAGUUUACAAUGGCAGGUUCCACUGACAGUCGCUGCAGGAAACGCAUCCGCUGUUUGUUCAGAGUCUCUCAUCUGGAUCAACAACAAGACAGAAACCCACAGGAUUGGUCAGAUGGAUGACAACACGUGGUUGGUAGGCAACAUCAAUCAGACCGGCUACUUCCGUGUGAACUACGACCUGCAGAACUGGAAACUGCUGAUUCAGCAGCUCCACACCAACCCCCAGAUCAUCUCCGUUGGAAACAGGGCAGGACUUAUCGAUGAUGCUUUUAACCUGGCCAGGGCAGGGUACCUCCCACAGGGCGUUCCUUUGCAGCUGAUUGGCUACCUGCCAGAGGAGACGUCCUUCCUUCCAUGGCACGCUGCCAGCCGAGCGCUCUACCAACUGGACAAACUGCUGGACCGCACAGAUGAAUACAGGCUGUUCAGUGACUAUGUGCUGAAGCAAGUUGCAUCACGAUACCAUCAGAUGGGUUGGCCGACGAAUGGCCCUGGCACAGACGCUAAUGUCCUGCAAGCAUCCUACCAGACUGAGGAGUUGCAGAGGGAGCUUAUUAUGUUAGCUUGCAGCUUUGGGAACAAACAGUGCCACCGUCAGGCCGUCGCCUACAUCUCUGACUGGAUCUCCAGCAACAAGAACAGGAUUCCUCCUAACAUCCGUGACAUAGUUUACUGCACUGGAGUCAGCCUGAUGGAUGAAGACGUGUGGGAGUUCAUCUGGAUGAAGUUUCACUCUUCCAAUGCUGUUUCAGAGAAGAAGAUCCUCCUGGAGGCCCUGACCUGUUCAGACAACACCUUUCUCCUCAACAGGCUGCUGAACCUGUCUCUGACCUCAGACCUGGUCCCGGAGCAGGAUGUGAUUGAUGUCAUCAUCCACGUGGGCAGAAACCCUCAGGGUCGGAACCUGGCCUGGAGAUACUUCCGAGAAAAGUGGGACAUCCUGAACGCUCGAUACGGUGAAGCUUUGUUCAUGAAUUCAAAACUCAUCAGUGGAGUCACAGAGUUCCUCAACACUGAGCGAGAACUCAAUGAGUUAAAGGAGUUCAUCCUUUCCAGCGGUGUGGGGGCGGGGCCUGCAUUGCCGCGGGCGCUGGAGGUUGUUGAGGGCAACGUGCGCUGGCACCGCCUCCACCGGCGGCAGUUCUACCAGUGGCUACGCAAACCUCCCAGCGCCACCUUCGGCUAACACCGCCGGCAAGCUAGUGAAAUGACUGCAAACUGACUGCUACGCUAACGCCCUGCUAGCUAGCAGAUGCAGUCAGAUGGAAGGGAAAGACGACUGAAAAACGAGGAAGACUCGAAUGGUUUCUUUACUGCUUUUGAUUUUUAAAGAACUUUAAUUUCAUUCUUUUUAGCUCCACUGGAUUGCUUUCCUCCACUUGUGGCUGAUGUGGUUAAAUUGGUUUCUGUGCUAUGAAAUAAGUGUAGCCUCCUUUAAGGGUAAAGCUGUAAGAUCACUUGCAGUCAUUGAAAGAAGAACCAGAUUAAAAAUGGCCAGCAACCUGAAAUGACCAAGGAUUUCCCCAAAUAUCAAACAUUCACAGUCUAGGUAAAACAAAAAAACAAAAAAAAAAAAGAGACAGCCCAUGGGGACAACUUAAAAUGACAAAAAUUAGCAUUCAAUGACUGAUGUGCGAUACUAGCUUUUCUUUUGCUUUAAUAAUGAGAACCUAACCAGUAGAAAACAUUUGAUUGUUUAGGUUCAACCAUAAAUUGACUUGAAAGGAACCAAAACAGACCAUGCAACACAUCCAGAACAAAGAAAACGUUACUCUUAGACAAAUCAUAGGUGUAAUUGCCUGCAUUUUCCAUCCAUUUUCUCUCUGCAUUUUGAUUGGCUAAUUAAAGCUACAGCUUGGGGUUUUCAGCCCUUCAUGGCUGUGAUCCUUGCUGCUAACCAAAGAUCCAGAAGAGUUUAAUCGGUCCUGCCUGUGUUCACCACAUUAAACCGGCUGACGGUAAAAGGCAGAUGCCCCGGCAGUCAGGAGCAUGUCGAUCACUGAACAGAGCUGUAAUUAACACUACAUGGACUCGGUGUCCUCUGAUCACACUCAGAGGACUGAUUCAUACUCAUUAACGUUCCACAGUGUUCACACUGUUCAGCCUGAAAUUAAAGAGCAGCUUUUGGGGUUGUUUUUUUCAAGAUCAAAA